CUGAAAAGAGGAAGGAGUCAAAGAAGAGAUGAGGAAGGGAAAGGGGACAGAAGAGACAGGGAAGGGGGACAGAAGAGAAGAGAUAAGGAAAGGGAAGGGAAAGGACAUAGAAAAGGCUCUAUUUUAGGCUCUAUUAUUUGAGGCUCUAUUUUACUUUUUAAGUUUUUAUAAACAUGAAUCUUUCAGUCACCGGUUGGAGGUACGCAUCACCUAUCGCACAGCACUUCCGUCUCUACGCCCAAGUUCGAUAUGGCCACAACAAUCAAAAAAGAACGAGAACAUGCCAAGGUGGAACGAGGGACGCACCGAUCAACGGCGACCUCAUAUUUCAAAUGAUUGAAGAUCUCCACGAGUUUGAUAUUAACAUCUGGAGGAAGAGCAGAUUGGGGAGUGUCCGGAAGGACAAGCUUAUUGCUUUCGGAAGGAUUCGUUUGGAUGAUCAGGUUCUUGGCGGCAGGCAAAGCAUAAAAACGUGGCAACUGCAACGUCCGCCCCAGUAUAUACAAAUUCCCCAUAGCUCGAUCUUAGUUAGCUUUCUAUUGUUCAAGCUGAUCUUAGAUAACACAUGGAAGUCCUUCAUUAACUACAGAUCAAUCGUGUAACUCUGAACUGUGUUCAGUCAGAACCAUGUUCAAUUUUAAUCUAUAUGAAUCUGCCUAUUGUGAUUUAUAUUUCCUGUGGAUCACUCUUUAAGUCACAAAAUUACGUAUCUGCUAUACAUACAUUGUCAACUGACCCUAUCUUUGUGGAGACAGCAAAGGAGCAGAUAUUGCAGGUGAAGUAAACUUGGUAAUAAGCUGUCCGUUAGUUCAGCCUGUUCAGAACGUUCCGCCGUCUCCUUCUGCACCGUAUGGCUAUCCUCAUCGUUAAUCUUCUGAAUCCUACAGAAAAGCCUCCAGGUCGUUGAUGGGAACCGAAGGUGGAUGAAUCAUGGAAGCUCAAGGCUUGAUCACCACGUAUGCCGUUGCAUUCGGAUGGUGCACCUUAUGUUGGAGUCGUCCCCGCAGUUCAGUACUCAUCGGUUGGAGGGACACAACAGCUAAUACACAUAGCCACCAUACACAUGGCCACCAUCUCUACGCCGUAGUUCGAUAUGGCGACAAAAGUUGCACAACGGGGACAUGCAAAGGUGGAACGGGGACUGCACCAUUCAACGACGAACUCACAUUUCAAUUCAUUGAAGAUCGCCACGAGUUUGAUGUUGCCGUCUGGAGGAAGAGUAGAUUGGGGAAGAUCGGGAAGGACAAGCUUAUUGCUUUCGGAAAGAUUCGUUUGGAUGAUCAGGUUCUGGGUGGUAGGCCAAGCAGAAGGACAUGGCACCUGCACCAUCCGCCCGAGCAUGGAGCAGAUAUAAAUGCAGGUGAAGUAACUUUGGAAAUAAACUGUCCGUUCGUUCAGAACGCUCUGCCGCCUCCUGCACCGUAUGGCUAUCGUCAUGGUUAAUCUUCUUAAUCCUACAGAAAAACCUCCAGGUCGUUGAUGGGAACUGAAGGUGGAUGAAUCAUGGAAGCCGAUGGUUUGGUCACUACGAAUGCCGUUGCUUUGGAUGGUGCACCUUAUGUUGGAGUCGUCCCCGCUGUUCAGUUACCAAGACUCUGUAGUUUGUUGACUAUGUAUUUUUGUAAAUGGCUUUCACAAUGUUAGUUUCUAAAUAAUCCGUCAAUUUGAAUAUUUGUGCGAUAAGUUUCAAGUUCAUGGUAUUGUAAUGAUUUUUUCCAUGUAUGUUUCUACAUCGUGGUUGAAGUGUGCUGUAUAGAACUUAUGUAAUUAUGUUCCAAGCUGCAGUGUUGAAUUGUUUGUCUCAUGUAUACAAGUUCUACAAAGUGGAUCUCCACGUAGAA
Nymphaea colorata (pocket water lily) is the source of this 1841-nucleotide messenger RNA. RefSeq lists its product as uncharacterized. Bases 931 to 1443 code for a protein of 170 amino acids. The transcript is spliced from 11 exons. NCBI's taxonomy places the organism in Eukaryota, Viridiplantae, Streptophyta, Magnoliopsida, Nymphaeales, Nymphaeaceae. The record is from RefSeq and is a predicted model, not a curated record.